Messenger RNA from Hibiscus syriacus, 542 nucleotides. RefSeq lists its product as uncharacterized. The record is from RefSeq and is a predicted model, not a curated record. Lineage: Eukaryota; Viridiplantae; Streptophyta; Magnoliopsida; Malvales; Malvaceae. Bases 11 to 505 code for a protein of 164 amino acids. The transcript has 2 exons.
CAUUCGAAAAAUGUUGUAUGAUAUUUGUGCAGUGUAUCAGGCAACAGGCCCUGCAGCAAAACUUCUUUACCAAAAGGAGCAUUUAAAGGAGUCAAAGAAACCAAGACAACUCAUGAAUUAUGCUAGUGGGAAGUGGAAUCCACUUCUAUAUCCUUCUUCUCCCAGUUUUGGAGCGUCUAGUGAUCGUCAAAGGUUAAAACUUGGCAGUCGACAGCGUUGUCGGACUGAAGUUUUGAGUUUUGACGGUAGCAUUCUUAGAGCAUAUGCCGUAACUCCUGUCAAUGAAGUUGCCACAAGACCUGUUGAUGAUUCCACCACAACCACCACAACAAAAGUUGACCCUGAUGAAUCUGACAGCAAUGAAGUAAUCCUUCCCGGUGUGAACCUUAUUUUUGAUGGUGCUCAGUUGCAUCCCUUUGAUAUAGCUGGUUGCCUGCAGGCUCGCCAGCCAAUUUCUUUAAUAGCAGAGGCAGCUGCAGCUUCCUCAUCUUUUACAAUUAAAUAGGUCUUAUGAAUAUGAGAAAUGUGGAUUGAAUAUUUUG